Messenger RNA from Symbiodinium sp. CCMP2592, 1536 nucleotides. Lineage: Eukaryota; Dinophyceae; Suessiales; Symbiodiniaceae. The record is from the annotation of a GenBank genome assembly.
AUGUUCGCUGACGGCACCCGUCACUAUACGGAUGGUGCUGGGUUGGAUUUCAGUAUUGAUCUGCUUCCGUUGACAGUGUUGGAUUCUGAUCCUGGGCCGAGCUUCGAGCAUUCUACCGCUUACGGCCGGAGCUCUUGGCAAGCUCCGAGCCAGAUGAACCUUGAACUUUCAUAUCGCAAAAACGGUGGAGAGGGGUUCUAUGUCACGAUGUUCGAUGGAUCCCUUCAGUACAUGAGUCGAGAACAGUCUUGGACCGAUCCAACGCCUUGGUAUCCGAGCGGGAGUGUUUGGCAGGGGAACGGGGCGACACCUGAGGCGGAUCGGGAUCGUGUGUAUGACCUUGCGCGUGAGCAGCGGUCGGCGGCGCAGAAGCGGCGGCGGUCCAAGGCGCGCGAGACGCUCGAUGGUGAGCGGAUCGGGGGGAAGCGUCGCGCGGAUCCGUUGAUUGAUUGGGUGCUCCGGAUCGUGGAGAAGGAGUACGGGCACGCGAAGCGCGUGCGUGAGCAGUCUCCCGAUGCGGCGGAUCUGCAAGAGGGUUUGGUUAUUGAGUUGACGAGGCGGCGCGCGACGGUGCUGCCGAGCGGGGAGGACGAUGCUGAGAAGGCGGUGUUUUGUCGACUCAGCGCGGAGCUGGCGGCGCGGCAGCAGUCGGGGAUCGCGGUGGGGGAUCGCGUGGUGUUUACCAAGCUCGACGCGAAGGACGACGAUGAAGAGUUGUUCGAGGUCGUGAGCGUGAUGGAGCGGACGAGCAAGCUGGCGCGUCCAGAUGCGCACGAUGUACGUCAGGAGCGGGUCGUCGCGGCGAAUGUCGAUGUGAUCGUCGUGGUGGUUUCUGUUGUAUCGCCUCCGCUUCAUCCGCGGCUGAUUGAUCGGUACCUAGUAGCGAUCGAGGCGGGUGGGUGCGAGGCGGUUAUCGCGGUCAACAAGGUGGACCUGCUUGAUGAUUCCAAUCGGGAGUCGGAGCUGAGCAAGCUGGAGCCGUAUCGGGAAGCGGGGAUUCCGAUCGCGGUGUGUGCGGCGGUUCCGGGUGAUGAUUCAUCGUCGCGCGUCGAUGAGCUGCGGGAGUUGUUGUCUGGGAAGACGUGCGCGUUUGUGGGGCACUCUGGGGUUGGGAAGAGUUCGCUUGCCAAUGCACUCGAUCCGGCGCUUGGGCUGGAGACGGGUCGUGUGCGCGAGCGGGAUCAGCGGGGUCGGCAUACAACGACGGCGAGCUCGAUGCACUUUAUUGAUGGCGCGGGCGGCGAGCAGAUCCGCGUGAUUGAUACACCUGGGGUUCGGUUCUUUGGGCUUGCGGAUAUUUCUCCGGAAGAGCUGCGGUGGAUGUUCCCUGAGUUUUUGGAGUACACGCACGACUGCAAGUUCAAUGAUUGCUCGCACGAUCAUGAGCCGGGCUGUGCGGUCGAGGCGGCGGUCAAUGCGGGGGAGAUUUCAGCGGUGCGCUACGAGACAUAUCUGCGGCUGCUUGAAGAACUCAAGACGGGUGGAAAGCCGAAAGAUGUGAGUGAACGGAUCCGUCCUGCGAUCGAGGAUGAAUAG